GGUGAACCAGCGGAGCGGAGCACAUUGGAUCUGCAGAGUACCUAGGUACCGCCCGUUCCGAGAGAUGCCCGGAAUUCAAUUGAUCCGAGCGGGCCGCGGGCGGGCCCGUCCCGCCCUCCAAAGGACGGGACCCCUGCGGUAUGCCCAGUUAGUUUGCCAUUCCAGCCCGGCGUCGCCUUGUAUUGCGCAACAUAGCGAUUGUGGAUGUUUUGCGUGCACCUUUCUUGCUGUUGGGUUUUCUAGGCACUCCAUACAUCCGGUUCCUCUGCUGUGGCUGACGCUGCCAAUCCAUGCUCUUCUUCUAGCGAACCAAUAUGGUCGUCAACUUUCUGUUGGCAUGUCCAUUGGUCGGCCGCCUAGCCGCCCGGUCGGGCACUGCAAAAUCCUAACCAUUGACAUUUGUUGCUAGACAGCCAUUGAUAUCUCUCUUGCAAUUCGGCUUUCAGAACAAUAUGGGGCAUCUUUCAAAGAUCAAAGACCGCUUGUCGCGAAAGAUUAAGAAAAGACCUGAUGCAGGAGCGGAGCAAGGCGGCGGAGUUUCCUCCUCGCCUUCGCCUGCGACACCGGACCUGAUCUCGACCUUUACGACGGCCGCGCCGGCUUCAGGACCUGUCAAAACCUCGCCGAUUACGACAACCACUGCCCAGCCAUCACCUGAACAGGCCGCGCCGUUAGCUCCGAACCCCGCUUCCGCGUCGCCAAUAUCCGUACCGCAGCCAACCGUUUCCGACACACCCUCGACGAGCGAUGACGCCGAUCUAUGGACUAUGGCUUACGAGCUAGCUCAGGAGCGAGAACCCGAACUGAUGGCAGACUACAACAAGCACCUGCAGGGCAACACUACAGCCAGCGCAAAUCUCUCAAAUCGGGAGUGGGUCAAAUCCAUCGUGAAUGAGCUGUUAGAAGAUCGAAAAGAGAAGCAGUGGCGAGUCUCAAUUCGAGGCAAAGAAGUCACGGUGCAAGAACAAGUCCAAAAGCUGGCAGAGUUCAUCCGCUGGUCCGACCCGAUCAUCAGGGAAGCUGUGAGCACUCAACCAUACGCAGCGCUAGCAUGGUCUGGUGUUUCGUUGUUUCUACCCCUCCUUACGAGCGGCGUCGCGCAGAAUAAGGCCAUGCUGGAGGGCUUUAAUUCAAUUAGCGAUCUCCAAAUGUAUUGGCGAAUCUGCGAGGAGACGUAUCUCCAAUCCGAACAUCGACGGCAUUACCAAGCCCUCAUCGAACCCUUGGCUAAACUAUAUUCCUACAUCAUGGAGUAUCAGGCCCGAGUCAUAUGCCACCUCUCUACAGCUCAGCUUCGCCGCGCAUGGCGCGAUAUGGCUGGUUCCAACGAUUGGGCUGGGACCAGGGAAAAGAUCAAUACUUCGCACGAAGACUGUAGUCGUUUCGUCCCUAUUGGAGAACAGGAAGAGAUUCGGCAAAAAUGGGAUGAACAGCUGCAAGGGAUGCAGAAGUUGCUUCAGACUCUGAAGGAGGAUAAACGAGACGAGAAGGAAACACAACUGCUUCAUGACUUGGCGGCGGCAGCAGAAGGUUACGAGAGAUACAAGAACAUCAACCCAGAGAGGGUCCCCGGCACCUGCGAGUGGUUCCUGACGGACGAGAAGUUCUGCAAGUGGCGCGACAGCGAGUCCCCAAGUCUACUCUGGGUCUCAGCAGGUCCUGGACGUGGCAAGUCGGUCUUGUCAAAAUCUCUGAUUGACGAGGGAAAGUUGACCACAGACGUCACUACCAUUACCAUCACACCGCAUGCCAUCAUGAACACAACGUCAGCUGUCUGUUACUUCUUUUUUAAGGAUGGGGGGGAAGGCCGCAUGGACGGUGCUCAUGCUUUAUGUGCGAUACUGCACCAGCUUUUCACGUGUCCCUCUACCUCUCGACUGAUCGAGUAUGCGCUCCCGAGCCAUAGGGAAAAUGGUCCAACUCUCACCAAGAAAUUCUCCGAGCUAUGGGGAAUCUUGGAAAAGUGCGCCACGUCUUUAGAUGCUGGAGAUAUCAUUUGCGUGCUCGAUGCUCUAGACGAAUGCAACAAGGACAGCCGGCAGGAAAUCAUCGAAAUACUUGAGAAGUUCUAUUCUCCGAACGAGAAACCAUCGAAUCAUGCCUCGAAACUCAAAUUUCUCGUCACCAGUCGUCCGUAUGACGAUCUGGAACAUUCCUUCCAGAAAAUUCCGGCAACUGCAGCAUAUCUGCAUUUUGACGGUGAGGAAAAGUCCGAGCAAAUCGGCCGAGAGAUUAAUCUCGUCAUCGACGCCAGAGUGCAGGACGUUACAGUCAAUUUCACGGCGGACGAUCAACGGAAGAUUUCUGAACGCCUCAAGAGCAUGGAGCAUCGCACAUACCUCUGGCUACAUCUGACAUUCGACAUCAUUAAAAGGAAGCGCGCUGAUUACGGUAAACGUUCCGAUAUAGAACGUUUAUUAUCUCAUCUACCAUCCCAAGUCUCUGAUGCAUACGAAAAGAUUUUGAGCCGAAGCACAGAUCGGCGACGGACAGAGAUUCUCCUUCAAAUUGUGCUUGCUGCCGCGCGGCCUCUUACUCUCGACGAGGCGAACAUUGCAUUAACGUUGGCUGUGCAAGAAGAAAGGUUGGCAUCACACGCGGCACUCAAGGAGGAUCUCUGGCCAGAAAGCAACUUUCGAAGCGUCGUCACGAAUCUCUGCGGCCUCUUCAUCAGCGUCUUCGAUUCGAAAUUGUCGUUUAUCCACCAGACGGCGAGGGAGUUCCUUACGGAUUCUAAACAAGAAGGGAGCUGGAAAGGCCGCUUCAAUAUGCCACAGUCGCACAGUACGAUAUCACGAUCGUGUCUUUAUUACUUGCUGCUACCCGAUAUCGACAGACCAGUUGAAGACAGCCCUGCUAAGGAUAAACAACACCUAUACCUCGCCUACGCCGCUGCCCACUGGCCUUUGCACUUUGUCUCGCAGGAAGUAACCGAUGCUGAUCUGUUUCGAAAGGAUGCGCGUACGCUUUGUAAUAUAGCCGGGCACCAAGCAAGCAUUUGGGUGCCUAGCUACCUCAAACAGAGAAAACUGCAGUGGGAAGGUUGGACGGAUCUAGCUUUGGCAAGCUAUCUUGGUCUAAAGCAGGUCGUCCAAGAUAUCUUGUUUAAGGAGAAGACAGAUGUCGACAUACGAGGCGGAGACUACAGCACGGCAUUAGUGGCAGCAUUAGCAGCAGACGACCAGGAGUUUGUCAAGAACAGGCACGAGGCUAUCGUCAAGCUGCUGCUCGAGAAGGGCGCCGAUAUCGAGACAAAGGAUGAGUAUGGCCGGACGCCGUUGUCGUUGGCUGCUAGGAACGGGCACGAGGCUAUGGUCAAGCUGCUGCUUGAGAAGGGUGCCGAUACCGAGACGAAGGAUAAGUAUGGCCAGACGCCGUUGUCGUGGGCUGCCAUGAAUGGGCACGAGGCAGUCGUCAAGCUGCUGCUCGAGAAGGGUGCCGAUAUCGAGACGAAGGAUGAGUAUGGCCAGACGCCGUUGUCGUGGGCUGCCGGGAGCGGGCACGAGGCAAUCGGUGCCGAUAUCGAGACAAAGGAUGAGUCUGGCCUGACGCCGUUGUUGUGCGCUGCCGGGAAUGGGCACGAGGCCAUGGUCAAGCUGCUGCUUGAGAAGGGUGCCGAUACCGAGACAAAGGAUGAGUCUGGCCGGACGCUGUUGUCGUGGGCUGCCAGAAACGGGCACGAGGCUGUCGUCAGGUUUCUGGAAUCACAUGCGAUUAUAACUUCAUCAACCCACGUUGACUUAACCUCCUCCCCACCCACCACCAACAUCUAAGCUAUCUUUAUAUAUCAUUUAUCUUGACAAAGGGAUCACGUUAGAAUCUCAAAGAAAAUUGGUUAGACUACAUGAUUACAAAACGGUAUUUCAGGACAUUCAUUAGUAAUCUUAUGAUGGAAGGACAGCGAACACGCACGUUGCGAGCGCCAAAACGGCCAAAGUAGGGUGGGCGAUAGCUGACACUGGGUCAUAACCUCUUUCCGAAGGCCUGUGCGCUGAGAAUACAGGGAGCUGGUUGGGGAGGAAGUCAAGGACCCGAACAGUGUCCCAUCGCAAUAUCAAAACCUUGGCCUCCUUCCUCUGACCACCACCCUCUUUCACCUUCACGCAGCCUCUUCUAGUGUCUCUUCCACCAAGCGAG
Messenger RNA from Phialemonium atrogriseum, 4137 nucleotides. RefSeq lists its product as uncharacterized. The record is from RefSeq and is a predicted model, not a curated record. Gene Ontology annotation, molecular function: protein binding. Lineage: Eukaryota; Fungi; Ascomycota; Sordariomycetes; Cephalothecales; Cephalothecaceae. The transcript is spliced from 3 exons. The coding region runs from base 453 to 3773 and encodes 1106 amino acids.